CUCCGAUAUCGAGCUGGAUCGAGCUGAUGGGCCGAAGUCGAUGACGGCGAGGGGCUCCGCCUCCACCGACAACAAGCGGCCGCCGUAUUCUCGAACGAGCUCACCGCCUUCUCAUUAGAGGGGAGGAUGCAGCUCCGGAUCUCGCCGAGCAUGAGAACCAUCACGAUCUCGAGCAACAAUGGGGUCCUCGACUCGAUGAAGGUCAAAGUUGGAGCCGGUGCUCGCCCGCCGCCCUAUCGAAAUCUCUUCUACACCGUUUUAAUCCUCGCCUUCCUCCUCCCCUUCGUCUUCAUCCUCGCGGCCAUCGUAACUCUCGAGGGUGUUGAUAACUGCUCCUCCUUCGAUUGUUUAGGUAGACGGCUUGGCCCAAAGUUUCUUGGAAGGAGAACGGAUCAUUCCGUGAGAUUUAUAAGAGAUUUGUAUGAGGCACUUAAUCACGUUAACUUUGAGGAGAUUCCCUCAGAAGCAAUAUUGCCAGGAUCAUUCGAUGAGUUCCUUUUUGAAAUAAAGAAAAACCAGUAUGAUAUCAAGACAUUUGCUGUUUUUCUGAAGGCAACGAUGGAAAGUAUGGAUAGAGAGGCGAAAAGAGCAAAGUUGGCAGAACAGUUGCACAAGCAUUUUGCAGCGGAUGCUAUCCCUAAAGGCAUCCAUUGUCUUUCGUUACGCCUAGCGGAUGAAUACUCGUCUAAUGCUCAAGCUCGAAAGCAAUUGCCUCCGCCAGAGUUGCUUCCAUCACUAUCCGAUAAUUCGUUGCAUCAUUUCGUUUUGUUGACGGAUAAUGUUCUCGCGGCUUCUGUUGUUGUUUCAUCUACGGUGAGGUCCUCGUUGAGGCCAAUGAAAAUCGUCUUUCAUGUUAUAACCGACAAGAAGACGUAUCCGGUCAUGCAUUCGUGGUUUUCUUUACAUCCUCCUUCCCCAGCAAUUGUUGAAGUUAAGGGUGUUCACCAAUUUGAUUGGUUGACAAGGGAUAAUGUGCCUAUUCUUGAAGCUAUAGAGAGUCAUCAUGGUGUUCAAAAUCAUUAUCAUGGAAACCAUGUUAAGGGUAGUAAUAUUACUGAUAAUCCAAGAAUUUUUGCUUCGAAAUUGCAAGCGAGGAGCCCAAGAUAUAUCUCUCUACUCAACCAUCUUCGCAUUUACCUGCCUGAGCUAUUUCCAAAUCUCAACAAGGUGAUAUUUCUUGAUGAUGAUGUUGUUAUUCAACGCGACUUAUCACCACUUUGGGAUAUUAAUAUGUCCGGAAAGAUAAAUGGGGCUGUAGAAACUUGCAGGGGUGAUGAUAAAUGGGUCAUGUCGAAACGAUUUCGGACAUAUUUCAACUUUUCUCAUCCCAUAAUUUCUGAUAAUUUGGAUCAAGAUGAAUGUGCAUGGGCAUAUGGAAUGAAUAUCUUUGAUCUGAACGCCUGGAGGAAAACAAAAAUUAGAGAUUCAUACCACUAUUGGCUCCAGGAGAAUCUAAAUUCGAACUUAACACUGUGGAAGUUCGGCACGCUGCCUCCGGCUCUUAUCGCUUUCAGAGGCUAUGUUCACCCAAUUGAUCCGUCAUGGCAUAUGUUAGGCUUAGGCUACCAGGAGAAGACCAACAUUGACAAUGUGAGAAAAUCUGCAGUCAUUCAUUAUAAUGGUCAGUGUAAGCCAUGGCUGGAGAUUGGUUUCAAGCACCUGAAGCCUUUUUGGACAAAAUAUGUAAAUUACUCCAAUGAAUUCAUCAGAAAUUGUCACAUUUUGAACCCUGAAGAGUAGAUCAGUCAUAUAUAUAUCUCUCAAAUCUCAGAAAACAGAGCCAUAUUUUUGGACAGAUAUGCAAUUUCUCUGCUUUGCUGCUGGUGAAUUGAACAUUCUUUUGAUCUGAAAUAUAAAUUUUUCAGUAAUUUUAUAAUUACAUUAUGAGCCAUAAUUCAAGGGAGCAGCAAAAUUUAUUGGCACAAUGCUGAAAGAAGAAGGCUUGGAUUGUUACACAGCUGAAAGAAACUUUGGCCAUAAUUUUUUUUUUUUUUUUUUUUGUAAUUUCCACAAUUCUUUUGCCUUCAAAUUUUAAUUUUUUUUAAUUAUUUUUAUCAUUUAUGAAGGAAUAUUAAUGUUAGGGAUUCUUAUGGCAGGGGCUGUUAGGAUAUUAUUUCUUUG
Molecule: messenger RNA, 2121 nt
Organism: Phalaenopsis equestris
Lineage: Eukaryota; Viridiplantae; Streptophyta; Magnoliopsida; Asparagales; Orchidaceae
Product: probable galacturonosyltransferase 14
Exons: 6
Coding region: 127-1740 (537 amino acids)
Molecular function (GO): polygalacturonate 4-alpha-galacturonosyltransferase activity
Source: RefSeq, a predicted model, not a curated record